Galeopterus variegatus (Sunda flying lemur) is the source of this 855-nucleotide messenger RNA. It is a transcript of the gene CDX4, whose product is annotated as caudal type homeobox 4. Gene Ontology annotation, molecular function: DNA-binding transcription factor activity, RNA polymerase II-specific; RNA polymerase II transcription regulatory region sequence-specific DNA binding. The transcript is spliced from 3 exons. Bases 1 to 855 code for a protein of 284 amino acids. The record is from RefSeq and is a predicted model, not a curated record. Gene Ontology annotation, biological process: cell differentiation; anterior/posterior axis specification; embryo development. Gene Ontology annotation, cellular component: nucleus. Lineage: Eukaryota; Metazoa; Chordata; Mammalia; Dermoptera; Cynocephalidae.
AUGUAUGGAAGCUGCCUUUUAGAGAAAGAAGCGGGCAUGUACCCGGGCACUUUCAGGAGCUCUGGCGGGGGCGGCACCGCCGGAGCGAGCGGCACUGGCGCCAGUGGGAGUCCGCUGCCAGCCUCCAACUUUGCUGCGGCCCCGACUUAUGCGCACUACAUGGGGUAUCCCCAUUUGCCCAGCAUGGAUCCUCCUGGGCCGUCGCUGGGGGCCUGGGGCUCACCCUAUAGUCCACCCAAGGAAGAAUGGAGCGCGUACCCCGGGCCGUCCAGCACAAUGGGCACAGUGCCCAUGAACGACAUGACCUCGAGCCUUACCGCUUUCGGCUCGCAGGACUACAGCAACCUGGACCCCCCAGGCGGCGGCAGCAGCGGCGGCAGCUUGCCAGCCCCGGCCGGCGGGUCACUGGUCCCCAUUGACUUGGGCACCGCCGACUCCAGUUCUCCCACCAGGAGCCGCCACAGCCCCUAUGCAUGGAUGCGUAAGACCGUGCAGGUGACCGGGAAAACCAGGACAAAAGAAAAGUAUCGUGUCGUUUACACAGAUCAUCAAAGGUUGGAGCUGGAAAAGGAAUUUCACUGUAAUAGAUAUAUCACCAUCCGAAGAAAAUCAGAGCUGGCAGUUAACCUGGGCCUUUCUGAGAGACAGGUGAAAAUCUGGUUUCAAAAUCGCAGAGCCAAAGAGAGAAAGAUGAUCAAAAAGAAAAUCUCCCAGUUUGAGAACAGUGGAGGCUCUGUACAAAGUGACUCUGGCUCCAUCAGCCCUGGGGAACUGCCUAACGCUUUUUUCACCACCCCAUCUGCUGUCCAUGAAUUUCAGCCUAUUGAGAUACAGCAGGUCAUAGUCUCUGAAUGA